Chiloscyllium plagiosum (whitespotted bambooshark) is the source of this 2131-nucleotide messenger RNA. It is a transcript of the gene lyn, whose product is annotated as LYN proto-oncogene, Src family tyrosine kinase. Gene Ontology annotation, biological process: protein phosphorylation. Gene Ontology annotation, molecular function: protein tyrosine kinase activity; protein binding; ATP binding. The record is from RefSeq and is a predicted model, not a curated record. NCBI's taxonomy places the organism in Eukaryota, Metazoa, Chordata, Chondrichthyes, Orectolobiformes, Hemiscylliidae.
GCUAAGGCAGCUGUAAAGUUUCUCUGAACUGCUUACCAUUCAAUGUUGCAAAAACUCCUCUGUUUGCUUUAAACGGUAAAAAAAUCUACAUGUAGGAAACUUACUUUGGAGUCGGUACAACAAAAAGACCAAUUUUAUCUCAUUUGGAUACGGUUGAAAGCAAUAAAUCAAAGAGUGAACGCACCAGAAGCAUCCUCCUUGAGCCUGUUUUGUAAUUCUGUGGCUGCUGAAGCACAAGUACAAGUUGUUUCCAGGACAAGAAAAUAUGGGAUGUAUAAAGUCAAAGAACUUCACUGAAGAGCCAAAAGAAUUGAAGGAAAAACCAGUACGUAAAUCUGAACCAACUAUUUAUGUGCAAGAUCCCACAUCCAAUACACAAGUGCCAAGUUCAAACCAGGAUUCUCAUCUAUUACCUGGCCAGAAGUUUCAGAAAUUUGAAGAGACAGAUGGCAAAAUAGUUAUUGCCUUGUAUCCAUAUGAAGGAAACCAUACAGAUGACUUGAACUUCAAAAAAGGGGAAAGGCUGAAAGUGCUUGAAGAGCAUGGUGAAUGGUGGAAAGCCAAAUCUCUUGUAACUAGAAAAGAGGGAUACAUUCCCAGCAAUUAUGUGGCAAACAUCAACACACUGGAAACUGAGGAGUGGUUCUUUAAAGAUAUCAGCCGCAAAGAUUCAGAGAGACUCUUAUUAUCAGCUGGAAAUAAAUCUGGUGCUUUCCUCAUUAGGGAGAGUGAAACAUCAAAAGGUAGUUACUCACUUUCAAUGAGAGAUUAUGAUCUUCAAAUGGGUGAUGUAGUAAAACACUACAAGAUUCGGUGCCUGGACAGUGGUGGAUUUUACAUCUCUCCUAGAAUUACAUUUCUUGACCUAAAUCAGCUAAUUAAACAUUACCAAAAACAGUCUGAUGGUCUGUGUCGAAAGCUUGGAUCGCCCUGUCUUAGCCCCCAACCACAAAAACCAUGGGAUAAAGAUGCAUGGGAAAUUCCACGAGAGUCUGUGAAACUAGUCAAGAAACUUGGUGCUGGACAGUUUGGAGAAGUGUGGAUGGGUUAUUACAAAAAUACUACAAAAGUAGCUGUUAAAACUUUGAAACCAGGCAGCAUGUCCGUGGAAGCCUUCCUUGAAGAAGCCAACCUCAUGAAGAAACUCUUACACGACCGAUUAGUGCGACUCUAUGCAGUAGUCACUAAAGGAGAUCCAAUUUACAUUAUUGCGGAAUUUAUGGCCAAUGGUAGUUUGCUAGAUUUCCUGAAGACAGAUGAAGGGAGAAGACUUGUAUUACCUAAAAUGAUUGAUUUCUCCGCACAGAUUGCAGAGGGAAUGGCAUUUAUUGAAAGAAAAAAUUACAUCCAUCGAGACCUUAGAGCAGCCAAUGUUUUGGUAUCUGAAAACCUGAUGUGUAAAAUUGCUGAUUUUGGCCUUGCUCGAAUAAUCGAAGAUAAUGAGUACACAGCCAAAGAAGGGGCAAAAUUUCCAAUAAAAUGGACAGCACCUGAAGCUAUAAGCUACGGGUCUUUCACAAUUAAGUCAGAUGUUUGGUCCUUUGGAGUUCUCCUCUAUGAAAUAGUCACAUAUGGAAAGAUACCAUAUCCAGGGAUGUCUAACACAGAGGUUGUAAAUGCUAUUGGACGUGGUUAUCGCAUGCCACGUCCUGAAGAAUGCCCACAAGAGCUGUAUGAUGUCAUGAAGGAUUGUUGGAAAAGUAAAGCUGAAGAUCGGCCAACCUUUGAAUAUCUCAAAUCGCUUCUUGAAGACUUUUAUACAGCCACAGAAGGUCAAUACCAACAACAGCCAUAGAACAAUUUAAAAUGAAAAGUCAAUCAAAUCAAUAACUAGCACCAACUGUUAAAUAGCAUGAAGGUAUAUAUGUAUACAUCAAAUGUAUUUUGUCACAAUUUCAUGUAAAGAAGUCACUAACUGAUGCUUAAUUACCUAGAUAACUGGAACAUUCAAUUGUACCAAAUAAUCCACAUCACCACAAGCAUGUUGUAAAAGGUUAUAUGUUCAGUGUCUAAAUUAAUAAAUCAAAAGUAGAUAAAAUAACCCAGCUAUUUUCACUCACAUAAAAAUUAACUCAAAUAGAAUGGUAGUGGCAAAUCAUUUCCUAACUGGGGGUGUGGGAGCAGUCGAGGU